AUGGCUUUCCUUUUUCUGUUACGUUUUCGGUUUGAAAGAAGUUUCUUUCAUUUGUUCAUUCUUUCUUUUGAAUUUUUUCUUUCUUUCUUACUUUCUUUUAUUGUUUUUUUUUUAAUCUUUUCUUUAAAUGCAUUCCUUCCUUUUGUCUUUGUGCAUUUUGUUUUACUUUCUGUCUUGUUCGCUUUUAUCUUAAAUUUUUCUUCCUUCUUUCAUUUCUUUCUUUCUUUCAUUCUUUCUUUCUUUCUUUCUUUCUUCCACUUUUUUUCUUCUUUACGCCUGAUUUCUUUUCUCAUUUUUACAUGCCGUUUUUCUUUAAUCCCUCUUAUGAUCAUUUUUAUGUCCUCUCUUAUUCUAUCUCCCUUCUUUCUUUCUUUCUUUCUUUCUUUCUUUUUUCUUUCUUUCUUUCUUCAUUUCUUUUUUAUCUCUUUCUAUCUUUACCUCUUUCCUUCUUUCUCUCUUUUUAUUUCUUGCUUUCUUUAUCUCUUUCUUUCUGUCUUUCUUUAUCUCUUUCUUUCUUUCUUUCUGUCUUUCUUUAUCUCUUUCUUUCUUUAUCUCUUUCUUUAUCUCUUUCUUUGUGCUUUCUUUUUUAUCUCUUUCUCUGUCUUUCUCGCUUUCUUGUUCUCUUUCUUUUUUCUGUUUCUCUCUCACUUUCUUUAUUUUUAUUUAUUUACCUCUUUCUUUCUUUUUUCUUUCUUUCUCGCUUUCCUUUUCUCUUUCCUUUUUUCUCCUUUUUCUCUAUUUCUCUAUUACGCUUUCUUUCUUUCUUUCUUUCUCAUUCUCUCUCUUUCUCUCUCUCUCUCUUUCUCUCUCUGUGUUUCUUUGUUUUUCUCACUUUCUUUUUCUCUUUCUUUCUUUUUUCUCUAUUUCUCCCUUUCUUUCUCUUUUUCUUUCUUUCUUUCUUUCCCCCUCUUUAAUGUUUCUUUCUUUAUUUUAAACAUUCUUCCUUUAUUUCGGCUUUUCUUCCAUAAUUCCUACUUCCUUUCUCGUUUCUUCCUUCAUUUGCUCUGCCUUUCUUCCAUCAAUAAUUCUUUCUUUCCUGUAUUCAUUCCUUCAGAUUUUCAUUACUUCUUCUUUCUGACUUUUGAACUUUCCUUCUCUCAUUUUAAUCUACUUCCUUCAUUUAAACAUUCUUUUUUCGGCUUCUUUUUCCCUUCAAUCUUUCCUCAUUUCCUUCGAUCAUUUCUUCUUGGCUUCUAUCUUUUUUUCCUUCAAUCAUGCCUUCUGCUUUCCUUUCUUCAUUCAGUCAUUUAUUAUUUCUUUCUGCUAUUCUUCUUUUUAUCAUUACUUCUUUCUUCCUGCGUUCUCUCUUUAAUAAUUCCCUUUUUCUAUAAUUCCUCUCCGCGUCUGACAUCCUUCCUUCCAUCCUUCCUUAAUUACUUAUUUUUUCCUUCCUUAAUUAUUUACUUUCUUUUUUCUUUCAUUCCUUCCUUCCUCUUUUUUAUGCCAGCUCAAUUCCUACUUUCUUUCCCGUCUUCUAUCUUUGUUUCAUUAGUAUAUUUUCAUUUUGCUUACCUUCAUACAAUAAUUUAUUCCUUCAUUGUCUUUUUUCUUUCUCUCUUUCUUGGUGAAUUAUUUAUUCUUUUCUUUUAUCUUUCUUCCUUUUUGUCCAUCGUUUCUUUCUUUCAUUCGUCUUUCCUCGUUCCUUCCCAAACACGCAGGACAUCUGAUCACAGAUCAAAUUUUUCUUUCACCUUAUUAAGCUUAAUCUCACAUCCUUGA
Molecule: messenger RNA, 1719 nt
Organism: Acanthosepion pharaonis
Lineage: Eukaryota; Metazoa; Mollusca; Cephalopoda; Sepiida; Sepiidae
Source: the annotation of a GenBank genome assembly